GUAAUGAGGAAUUCCCUGGCGAUGACAAAUGUACUCGUAUUAACUGCGACGCCUUUAUCAGGAUGAAAACAACCCCUCUGGCAAGGCUGGCCCCGGUGGGAAGAAAGAACUUCAACCUUUUGGAACAAGUAAUUCAAGGUUUCAAAUCUGGUCUUCUCGAAGAUGCCGAUUCAAAGAAUCAUGACGCAUUUCUGAACGAGUACGAACGAUAUCGAGUAUGGGCGAUUGAAUCCGGACUGUUGGUUCCGGGCCACGGCUCCCUCGAUUAUCGCCUACGCGAAUCAGAGACUUUGACGGAAUUGUUUGAGGUGAUCCUCAACGGCCUAGCCCAGAAUCUAGAAGAGACUCUCGAACUUGGGCGUCCACAGAAAGGCGGCGAGGGUCGAUCUCGCGAGCGACCGGAUAUCACAGGGCCACGAUCUGACGACCAGGCUUGGUUUGAGAACGAGAACGACGACGACGAUGAUGAUGACGACGUUGAGCCACAAUCAUACAUUGACAUCCUCCUUGAGGUCAUUGUAGGCUUUCUGAACCGGCUUUUCAAGUUGUCUACAAAGAUAAGGAAUCCUUCCACAAGACUUGGACUCUCGAGAGCUAGGUACUUUGAGAGCAUAGACGAAGCCACUGGCGUCGACCUCAUCAAAGCGUUCGCACAUUAUGAUGACGACUAUGUCCGGUCUAUCUUCCUCCAAUAUCGUCUGGAAGCUCCUGAACAGAAUCGUGCUCAAGAGAAACAGGAGCUAUCUUCUGCGACAGCACCUCAAAACUCCUGGCACAAAACCGAGGCUUGCGAAUUGUGUCAGUCCCAAGGCUCGGUACCUGAAGGCUCCAUCAUAUCGGACGGAGAUCAACCGUAUGAUGGUCUCGAUGAGGACGAGCAAAGUGAUGAAGACAGAAGACAACUCCAGAAUCAAACAGGGACACAUUAUUUGAUGCACCGGAUUGCGCGCGCAAACAACCAGCGUCGCCAACAAUUUGGCUACUGGAAGAAGCAUUACAGUAAAUUGCAGAAGCAUACCGAGAUCGCCUUCCACACACCACGACCAAGACUUUUGGUAGAGCAUGAGAGGCAGCUUGAUUCUGUCCCCGUGGAACAACAAGAACAGCACUUGAAUGUCAGAUCAGCCCGCAGUCCAUUGUUCUCUUUGUUAGCUCCGCCAACAGUGACAACGGCCACAAGAUUGGAGCCGAGCUUAUUGAACAGCAUAGAUGAGAAGUCGGUAACAUCUGUAUCAGAAUACGCACCUUCUGUAUGGGCUCCGGAUCGUGAAAAUAUCGGCUUCCCACCGCCACCGCGAAAGCCAGUUGGUGAGAAAUUCUUUGAAUGCCCUUAUUGCUUCACCAUAUGUCCAUCCCAGAUUUUGUCGGAUAAGGCAUGGCGAGCACAUUUGAUCCACGAUCUGCGGCCUUUCAUUUGCACUUAUCCCGACUGCCAGAGCGCUGGCCAGCUCUAUGACACACGAGCAGCGUGGGUGGAACAUGAAAACACCAUCCACAGAAGACAAUGGCGGUGUCCAGAGCACCCUGAUUCACUCCAUUCCUCAUUGCAAUCUUUCGAGGCACACGUCAAUGCAUUGCAUGGGUCCGACGCGACCUACUUGCUCAGCAACACUUUUGUACAAGCCUGCCAGUCGUCCUCGCCUGACUGUGAUCGACCAUGUCCUAUAUGCCUCUCUUCUUCCUUCAGGAAUGUGAAAGAUCUACAGUCUCAUGUCUCACGGCACCUGAUAAGAAUGUCGUUGUUUUCCCUGCCACGCUCCACUGAUGCUGACGAUGGUCGGAGUCAAGUCGGUUCUGAUAUCGCAGUCGGAGAGGUGCUGGAUUCGAGAGCUGAUGACGAUGAGAUUUCGUCUGAGGGCGGAGAGGCGUGGGAUGAUGUUGCAGAAGCGGCUAGAUCUGGAGACAUUGAAAGAUUGACGAACAUACUUCGGGAAAAGCAGGAAGACGGCAUAGCUGUCGAAGUACUAAACUAUGCUCUCUGCAAAGCAUCAGAAAGAGGCCAUGCAGAGAUUGUGGAGCUACUUUUGGACAACGGGGCAGACAUUGAAGCCUCAGACCGGGAAUUGACUCCAUUGAUGGAAGCGUCGACUCUGAAGAACAACAUCGAAGUGGUCCGGUUGCUCCUCAAUAGAGGUGCGGACGUCAAUGGAGGUCGCGGCUAUGACACCCCCUUGACAUUUGCGGCCGGAAAUGGUUAUAUCGAAGUCGUGCGUGAGUUACUGGCCGCAGGAGCAGAUCCAAACAAGAUGAUGAACGACGGGUAUAGCGCAGCGAGGGCGGCAGCAGCAGAGGGUCGACUUGACUUCUUGAAAUUGCUCAUGGAACAUGGUGCGAAUAUCAAUGUACCAACAUCACCUGCCUUACCCAUAGCAGCGUCCAUGGGCCACAAAGAAGUGUUUGAACACCUUCUUGCGAGUGGAGCAGAUAUUGAGGCAAGAGAUGUAAACAGCUAUACCGCCUUGAUGGGUGCCUCGGCAGGGGGUCAUCAACAAAUGUUCGAAGAACUAUUGCGUCGCGGUGCCGAUCCCAGCCCUGUCGAUGAAGAUGGAAAUACGGCUUUGACCCUUGUAUCGGGGACCAGGGGAGAGAAAGUCGAAAUCGCCAAGAUGUUGAUUGACAGUGGUGCUGAUGUAAACCAUGCCAAUACAGCUGGCGAUACCGCAUUGCAUGUCGCAGCAGCAAGAGGAUACGCAAGUAUGGCGAAGACCUUGAUAGACGCUGGCGCAGAUCUCGAGAAACCGAACCAAAAGACUAACACGCCGCUGCAAGCUGCUUUAAAGGCCCGCAAAUAUGAGGUCGUGAACAAGCUUUUAGAAGCAGGUGCAAUUGGAAAGGCGCCACCAGACCCUAUGGACGAGGUGAUCCUGCCUCAGCCAGCUGGAGGCGCGAUACCUUCGAGGAAAUCACCCCCCAGACAUCCAAGACAUUGGUCAAUCGACACUCCCCCAUCAUCGGAAAAGGCUCCACGACUGACACUUCUCCAUGAUGUCGCAAUGACUUCAAUCCUGACUGGCGUAAGAUUUUCUCCAGAUGGCAGAUACUUGGCAGUGGCCGGACAGGCUGUGGCGUGGUUGGUAGACCUCGACGACGUGGCCAAAAUGUUCGAGCUUCCACAUUCAGGGUCAGAUCAUGCUGAUCUAUACGUUCGUUCUAUUUGCUUCUCUUCGGAUGGAAAAUCGCUCGCAACAGCAUCCGAAGACGACAUAGUACGACUCUGGGACGUCGACAAUCUGAAAGUGAGACAUAUUUUCGAGCACUAUAGCCAAGAGCUACUUUCGGUAACCAUAUCGCCUGACAACAACAUGAUUGUGUCUGGCUUCCGUGACGGCAGUAUAUUCAUAGAUGACUGUGCCACGGGGGAGCCAAUCAGCAGCUUCAGGAUAAAAGGGUCCGCUACCUCUGUAGCUUUUUCGCCGGAUAGUCACUUGUUGGCAGUUGCAACUGGGAGUAGCAAUGUUUUCAUCUGCAAAGACCUGCGAGAUGCAAAGGUACCCAAAUGGAAUCUCUCAGAGAUAACGCAGUCGCCCACCGACGCCGUAUACAAUGUCGCCUUUUCAUGCAGCGGGAAACAAUUGUAUUGUGCCAGCCUCGACAACAAUAUUUAUAGAUUGCACUUAAAGGAAGAAGGCGAAGAUGAGUCAAUGCGCUAUUGGAGCGAGGUCUUGCGCGGGCAUGAAGACUACGCCCUCACUGUGGCACAGACGAGAGACUGCCAGUGGAUUGUGUCCGGAUCCAGAGACAAGACGAUCAGGGUAUGGUCCGAGGAAACUGAGGAGUCCGUGGCAAUUGUCAAAGGUCAUCAAGACUCUGUCAUCUCAGUUGCAACGUGUCCAGGGAAGAAUCUCAUUGCCACUGCUUCUGGGGAUAUGACUUUUACGGUGUGGCGAUACGAAGUCGAGUGA
Messenger RNA from Exophiala oligosperma, 3902 nucleotides. RefSeq lists its product as uncharacterized. Gene Ontology annotation, biological process: regulation of transcription by RNA polymerase II. The transcript is spliced from 3 exons. Gene Ontology annotation, molecular function: RNA polymerase II-specific DNA-binding transcription factor binding. The coding region runs from base 63 to 3902 and encodes 1279 amino acids. NCBI's taxonomy places the organism in Eukaryota, Fungi, Ascomycota, Eurotiomycetes, Chaetothyriales, Herpotrichiellaceae. The record is from RefSeq and is a predicted model, not a curated record. Gene Ontology annotation, cellular component: nucleus.